Molecule: messenger RNA, 1614 nt
Organism: Folsomia candida
Lineage: Eukaryota; Metazoa; Arthropoda; Collembola; Entomobryomorpha; Isotomidae
Product: adipocyte plasma membrane-associated protein
Exons: 12
Coding region: 164-1432 (422 amino acids)
Biological process (GO): biosynthetic process
Molecular function (GO): strictosidine synthase activity
Source: RefSeq, a predicted model, not a curated record
UGACCGGUCCUGUAUUUUCAAAUUUAAUUUAUUCUCCCAUUUGCUCAAUUCCUAAUUUUUAUGUAAUUACACAAAAUUAAUGUAAUAAAACAAAUACUAUAUGCAAAUUUUGUUUAGUUUGAAGUUUAUUGGUUGAGAGUUUGCAAAAGGAAACGUAAGAAGUAUGGGAAUUUGGAGGCCAGUUUCGUUUCUUGGUAGAACGCUGAUUGACAUUGUAGUUGUAACUGCGGUCAUCUUAUUCAUUCCUGGACUUCCGCCAUAUGUCAGUUUUGAGCCAUUUUCAUUGACUCCGGCGUUGCCGUUUACUGGAAAGUUAGCUCUCAACAACAAGCUUAGUCAUGCAAAACCACUUCUUAAAGAUUCGAUCCUUGGCCCAGAGUCUAUCGCGAUAAGAGGGGAUGAAUUGUACACUGGAAUAAUUGGUGGAAAUGUAGUUAGAUAUAAAAAUGGAAAGAUGGACGUUGUUACAAAAUUUGGGAAAGACUGUGAGGGACAAUGGGAGGAAACCAAAUGCGGCAGACCUCUUGGAAUGAGAUUUGGUCCAAACGGGAGGCUUGUAGUUGCAGAUGCAUACUACGGUUUAUUUUCGGUUGAUGUUGACACUGGGAAAGUGGAAAUGCUAGUGUCAACAAAUGACACAAUCGAUGGAAAGCAACCAAGAAAUCCAAACGAUUUGGAUAUUGGAAAGGAUGGAACUAUCUACUGGUCUGACUCAAGUACCAAUGUAGUGCUACAAGAUGCCACAAUUGAGUUUUUUGGAGAACCAUCAGGACGGUUAUUAAAAUACGACCCACGAACGAAAUCAUCAACUGUGCUAAUGAGAGAGAUUCAUUUUGCUAAUGGGGUGCAGUUGUCGCAAAAUGAAGAUUUUGUACUCGUUUCUGAAACUGCAAAGAGUAGAGUUUUGAGGUACUAUUUAACUGGGACAAAGAAAGGAUCACAGGACAUUUUUAUCGAUGGUCUUCCAGGGUCACCUGAUAACAUUCGUUCCAAUGGAAAAGGACGGAUUUAUCUUAGCUUAGUAGCCCCACGAUAUUCUAAUAAGCUUGGAAUCAUGGACAAACUUGGACCUUACCCACUGGUGCGAAAAUUUCUGCUACGUCUGAUGUGUUUGGUCAAAGCGAUAUUAUCUGGGAUUCAAGCUGUUGGUUCCAUUGAGUACGUUGAUAAAGCUCAGUACUGGUUAGGACACCUUGAACUUGCUGCUUCCCUUUUCCCAAGACAUGGGUUAGUUCUUGAACUGGAUGAGGCUGGUGCUAUUAUUUCGAGCUUCCAGUCUGCAGAGGGAAAGGUUGGUUCCAUAAGCGAAUUUUCUAUUGACGAUGAAGGGAAAUAUGCUUAUUUGGGAUCUCCAUAUAACAAAUGCAUAUGGAAGGUUAAUAUGCUUUCUGUUAAGACUUCACAGAAAAUUCCAGAAUUAACAUUAGGAUAAAAAUUGUCUGAAUGAUUCAGACUGAAUCUACUGAUUUCUUAUUUUUCUCUUGAUUAAUAGUUGUGAUUGUACGACCUUGUAAAAAACAUAUCCUACUUUUGAGACAAUUUUGCUAGAACUUCUUUUAUAACCUUUAACAUUUACAGGAAAUAAAGACCAUCAAAUUAUAGAAGUCAAGUUAA